GGGAUUCGUCAUUCCAUGUCCCAUGCAAUUUUUUUCUCGUAUUCGUAAAGUAGUCUGCGCCACUGUCGUUUAUUGACGAGUCGCUAAUGAAAUUUUAAAUGCCGUUUUUUUUCUCAAAUUUAUCAGAAGGGCAGAUUAAUUGAAAUCUCAUUUAAAUUUAGUUUGUUAAAAUUCAACAGAAAAUAUUUAAACACAGCAUUUUUGAAAACCUAACCCUCCGACCGGCUCUAACUGUCAAAUGUCAAAAUCUUCACAGAAUCAUGGCAGAUAACGAAAGGCUUGUCAAAGCGCUCAAGGACCUACCUUUAAGGAUUCAAACUUCCAGUCUAACCUUACGAAGGACCGUGAUCGAAGACGUUAUCGAUGUCCUGGACCAUUCCGGAAUCAGUGAAAUCAUCAUUAAGGGAAUAUGCAGGGCGAUUCAGUACACUUUACCUAGGUACCAUGACGGAAUUUCACAGUACCUCGUGCGAAAUUUGAUAACCUCGCUAAUAAGACACCAUCCAAAAUGGUCAGUGAGAGGGCUACUUACGAUGUUGGCAGACGUAGCUGCCGGUUUCAAAACAUUAGUUGCCACACCGAAAAUUUCUAAAGUCGCUCUGACGGCCUUACGUUGGUCUUGUCUUGUAGUUAUCGACGGAUGGAAGAGCAGCGAAGAUGUUAUUCGGGAUGAAAUUUCUAACUUAGUGAAUAGCCAGUGUGUUUUAUAUACCUGUAUUGCAACAGCGGGCAACAAACGAUUAACUUUUAAGGCAUAUAAUAAGUUACACAUCCUAUGGAGCUCCAUUCCCAAUUUAGAAAUUUUGUAUAUGAACACCUUAAUUCAAAGCGAACAAACGUAUUUUGUAUCAGUUCUUAGCUCUACGUUAAUUAAGCAUCUGUCCCAGGCUGAUCUGAAGGAGUUUGUGGAUAAGAACUUGGAUACGUUUAUCAAGACGUUGGUGAGUUGCAAAACGAAACCUUUGAAUACGGCGAUCGAGGCCUGCUAUCCCAUGUUGAAACGUUUGAAUCACGAGCAGUUUAAGUCGACCCUUCUACCUGCACUUCAGAAGGCGAUGUUGCGAAAUCCGGAAAUUAUAAUCGAGUGUGUCGGAUUAAUUCUUGCGGGUGUUACAAUCGACUUGAGUCAGUAUGCUUUGGAUGUAAGCAAAGGAUUGAUAACUAAUUUACAUUCAAAGGAUGACGUGACUAGGAGAGAGUCGGCGGAUGCGUGUAAACUGCUGGCUCAACAAUGUAGCGAUUCUGGUGCUAUUGAAUCAGUGGUGAAGCAGAUUUUUUCUGUUUUCCAUGGAUCUGAUGGAAAAUUAACCGUUCUCGAGCAUAAGAUUAGUGUUUUGGAAGGCGCUGGAAAUUUAAGUUACAAUUCCGUAACCGGAAGCAAUUUACAAAACUUAAUCGCGCAAGUAAGUAACGAAUUCAUCAAAGUUUUGGAAACGGAAGUGCACGAAAAGACCUUAUGUUACACAUUGGAAAUGCUAUCGCUUUGGGUGUCGAAGAUCAACAAUGACGUGCCGAAGAAGCUCAUCGACGCCUUAAAGAAUGGAAUGUCUCUGAAGACUUCGACUGCUUCUGUGAGAAUUUCGUACAUUCAAUGCAUGUUGGCGUGUUUCCACUCGAAUACGAUAUCGCAAGCGGAGGUUCUAGUUGGUGUUCUUCAAAAGUCUGUCGAUCGUGCCAUAUCGCAGCCCACGCUAGCGCUUGGGGUUACGGAGGGGCUGUGCGCAACGUAUUUCCUGUUAAAAAUUAUGGAGAGUCAGGGAGAUCGAGAGAGCAAACUUUCGAGUGUGUGCUCGAUCUUAUUUGACAUGGACAAGCAGCUGUUUGUUUCGGAAAAAUUCUUGGCAACCGCAUCGGACGAUGCAUUAAUUCAAGUGAUGCAACUUUGCGAGCUACUUCUCUUGGAAUAUCCUGAAAAGUUUAACGGUAAAGCUGCGCCACUGUAUCGAGCCGUACUUAUUUGUAUGACUAGCUCGUCGGCUGUUGUGAGAAAGAAGUGUCUCCCGGCCGUCCAAAGGAUUGUGAGCGGCCUAGGAGGCACAACCAUCGCGCAGGCGCUUUUGAGGGACUUUUUAAAAUUAAUUGACAGCAAGAAUGAUCCCGAGCAGAACGCGAUCUCUCCCCAUGUACUCAUUGAUUGCAUUCAAGUUUUGUGCUCUGGAUCGGGAACAGUGGAAGAAGCGACGACCAUAGCCCUCGAAGCGCUGCUACCCUGCCACAUACAAGCCAUUUUUUCCGUUUUACCAAAUUUGUGGAUUACAAUAAUGAAACGUUCUAAAUUAAAUCCCAAAGAGUUCAUUAGUCAAAAAUUGAACCCUCUCAAAAAGAUGUUAGUCGAUGAUUACGUUGCGACUCCGUAUUACGAAAAUGCACUUGCGACAGUAGUCAAAACCAAUGGCAGAGAAAUUUUACGGUACUUACUUAGGAGGCUGAAGGAGAAGCUCUACAAUCCAAAUGUCAGGCAAAUUACAAAAGAUGAAUAUUUUACAUAUUUAACGCCGGAAGGAGAAUUGUACGACAAGAGUGUGUUACCCUUACCUGAAGAUCAAAAGGAUGAAGCGUCAAAUAUGAAACGUGAAAGUAAAGCAUACAGCUACAAGGAGCAAUUGGAAGAAAUGCAAUUAAGACGAGAAUUGGAGGAGAAAAAACGAAGGGAAGGUAAAAUAAAAGUUCCGCAAUACUCGGCCAAGCAAUUGGAGGUGAUAAAGAAUCAAAAAAUUAAGGAACAAGGUAUAAGAGAAAAGUUGACUGAGUUAAACACGGUCAUUACUAACUACGUCUCUAUGAUAAGAGCCGCGAGCAAUGGGAAUCCGAUUGAAUUUUCAUUAUAUUCGAAAGAUUUGCUGCCCUUAAUUCUUCAAAAUAUGCAUUCGCCGUUAUCAGCGCCGCAUUUAACGAAGCUCUAUGUCGAUUUACACGAGGUGUUCUUUAAGAAGGACUUGAGCGGUUUAGGAGACUUAGUCGCACAUGUAACUUUAAGACUGAUAAAACCCCAUUGUGAUUUGGACGAGUCGUGGGAACAAGAAGAUCUGCCCAAAGCUGCGUCUAGAGCGAUAACUUUAAUAUACGAUCACUCGAUGAAAAAGACUGACGGAAAAAAUCCAGCAACGCCCCACCAUCACUUUACUGCCCCCGCCUUUACCUACUCGUUCCAGCUAAUUAAGCUAAUGCUACUUUCGGCGCAGGCCCCCAAAGACGAGGGCCUGAUUCACAUUUCCCUCCAAAUAAUCUCGGAACAUUCGAAAUUGCGCCACAACGUCAAGGAGGGCGCCAUAAAUUUGUACGAUCCCAGAUACCUACCACGACAGCAAAUGUUCGAGCUCCUUAUCGAGCUGAUUAGCUCCACAUCCGGACGUAUUCAAUCUCAGGCAGUCACCUGCCUUUUAGACGUGGCAAUUUCGGCUAGCGGCGCCAAGAAUUGCAGCAAGGCGAGUGUGCAGGAGCUCGAAGUUCUGCUGACCGCCUUGCAAAAUCCUAAGGACGUCGUUCGAGAUUCCGCACUACGAGGUCUCGCCUACAUGAUACAGUCGAUACCGACCUUCGACGAAAGUUAUGAUCUCGCUUUGAAGAUCAACAAGCGAGUUUGGAUCGCCCGAUUUGAUAGUAGUGAGGAAAACAAGGACCUAGCUGAUAAGUUGUGGGAUGACGGAAAAAUGUCGUUUCCUAGCAUGCUGAGCGAAGAGUUAAUGGCCGACAUUGAGCAUCCAGUGGAGUGCGUUCAGUCAUCCGCCGCCAAAGCGUUGGCGGCGCUUAUUAAAGAUGACGAGAGUCAAGUGCAACCCAUCGUCGAGACAUUGCUGCUCUUAUAUAAGAAUACGCUUAAGAUGGCGCCGGCGAAGGUUGACGAAUUUGGCAGGGAGCUCGAGAAACCGAUCGAUAAUUGGGGUCCUCGUCGAGGCGUCGGAUUGGCGCUUGCCGGAUUGGCUCCGUUUGUUGAUUCAGCUACCAUCAGCAAACUAAUACAGUUCUUUGUACCUACGGCACUGAGCGAUCGUAGUGAGGAAGUUCGCAAGGAGAUGCUGACCGCCGCUUUGGCCAUUGUCGACUUGCAUGGAAAGGUACCUAUGGAUAUUGAAUUUGUAUUUACUGUCACUUUGUGUCGAUUAAUCAGGGUAUUGCAGGAUCUUAGUGCUUUUCAGAAUUUCUUAACACCUUACCAUAUCAUUCUUACGCAAAAUUAUUUAAGCCCUUCCACAGUUUUCUUUCAUGGUGCUAAUUUAGAAAAAAAUAACGUAGAUAUUGACGAAGAUGAAGAUAAUGAUCACUUCGACGAUCAAACAAUUAUAAAUGUUGAUAAUCAAGACACUCAAGGUUCACAUUUUGAGGAUAACUUCAGUGAAGAUGAAAAUGAUAUUGAGUUAUAUUUGAGCUCGGAAGACGAAUGA
Molecule: messenger RNA, 4382 nt
Organism: Photinus pyralis (common eastern firefly)
Lineage: Eukaryota; Metazoa; Arthropoda; Insecta; Coleoptera; Lampyridae
Product: eIF-2-alpha kinase activator GCN1-like
Exons: 18
Coding region: 261-4382 (1373 amino acids)
Biological process (GO): regulation of translation; cellular response to amino acid starvation
Cellular component (GO): cytosol
Molecular function (GO): protein kinase regulator activity
Source: RefSeq, a predicted model, not a curated record